CGGAUGCUUUUAUCUGGAAAGUAUGUUUCUUUCCGGAAGAAAACUCCGUUGCACCAGCUGGCUCAACUGGGUUUGUAGUAUUAGAAUUUUUGACUGGCAGACAUAAUGGAUGAAGAACCAGAGAGAACCAAGCGCUGGGAAGGGGGCUAUGAAAGGACAUGGGAGGUGCUUAAGGAGGACGAAUCUGGCUCACUGAAAGCCACAGUGGAAGAGAUCCUGUUCCAGUCUAAAAGGAAAAGGGUGGUAGAGAGCCAUGGACAAGUUAGGCUUGGGAUGAUGCGUCACCUCCAUGUGGUGAUUGAUUGUUCAAGAAGUAUGGAAGACAAGGACUUGAAACCAAACCGCCUCACCUCAACUCUUAAGCUCAUGGAAACUUUUGUUGAUGAGUAUUUUGACCAAAACCCCAUCAGUCAGCUGGGCAUUAUCACCACGAAGAAUAAAAGGGCUGAGAAGCUGUCUGACCUGGCAGGAAAUCCAAAGAAGCACAUUGUUGCUCUGAAGAAAGCAGUGGAAACUGUGUGUGUAGGAGAGCCAUCCCUGUACAACUCUCUCAACCUGGCCAUACAGACCCUCAAGCACAUGCCUGGACACACGAGCCGGGAGAUCCUUAUAAUCCUCAGCAGCCUCACUACAUGUGACCCGGCCAACAUCUGUGAGCUGAUUAAGACCCUGAAGUCUCUGAAGGUGCGGGUGUCCAUUAUCGGCCUGUCAGCAGAAGUCAGGGUGUGUACAGUAUUGACCAGGGAGACGGGCGGCUCGUACCACGUUAUCCUGGACGAGAGUCACUUCAAAGAGCUACUGAUGCUGCAUGUCAAACCUCUUCCAGCCAGCUCCUCAUCUGAAUGCUCUUUAAUACGCAUGGGUUUUCCUCAACACACCAUUGCCUCUCUGACUGAUCAGGAUGCCAAGCCUUCAUUCAGUAUGGCGAAUCUGGACAGCAGCAGUGGUGCAGGUCUGUCUCUGGGAGGAUACUUCUGUCCGCAGUGCCACGCCAAGUACACAGAGCUUCCUGUGGAGUGUAAAGUUUGUGGUUUGACUCUGGUGUCAGCGCCCCAUCUUGCUAGAUCCUUCCACCACCUCUUCCCCCUCCAAGCGUUUCUAGAGAGUCCUAUGGAGGAGAUCCAAGAAGACAGGUUUUGUCAAGCUUGUCAAGGGGAGCUGAAAGAUAAAAGUAUAUUCACCUGUCCAUCAUGUUGCAGUGUGUUCUGUGUGGAGUGUGAUCUCUUCAUCCAUGACUCGCUACACUGCUGCCCCUGCUGUAUUCACAGUCAGGGAGCCCCAUGAAGUUGUGAGGCUAACUGUCAGACAGAUUGAAAUAAACUCAGUGGUCAUGUGCCUUUAUUGGCUCAUCAUAUCCACUCUAUCAUUGUGGACAACACUGAUAGGAUGGAUAUGAUGAACACAGGCUAUGGACCUUCCACAUAGUUAUAUUUCAAAGUUGUUGAAGAUUGGCACCAAGACCGAGCUAUGUCAUUUGAAGAUGGAAGCAGCUUCUUGCUAAACACCAUGCUGUGUUGGGCCAAAGCUCCUGUCUGUAAUGAGAACUGCAUCUGAGCUGCUUUACUGCUGUAAAAUAGCACCCUGCUUUAUUUAUGUCAGAAAUUGUUUGUGUGCAUUGUUUAAACACAGUAUUGUACUACAAUUCUGUUUGUGACAUGGCAGUUAAAAUAAAACAGAUUUUUUUGUCCUUGUUAAAAUGCUUUAACCAGUAAGAUAUUUGUUGUAUAGUUUCAAAACAGGCCUUUAGCCAAUUACCCAGAGUUUCCAUUUCCAAAAUGCAACUAUUGCAUCUGCUAUGCAAAAUUUCGGGUUAGAUGCAGGGCUCUAGCUACCACUGAAGACAUUAGGAUUCUGUGGGUAAUUUUUCUUGGAAUUUGAGAAUAAAACUACCCCAUGUUGUUUUUUUGGUGAAUGCUGUGUUGUAAAAGCACUUGGAGUGGUUGCAAAGACUAGAAAAGCACUAUAUAAAUAUUUGCCAUCCAUU
Molecule: messenger RNA, 1984 nt
Organism: Cottoperca gobio
Lineage: Eukaryota; Metazoa; Chordata; Actinopteri; Perciformes; Bovichtidae
Gene: gtf2h2
Product: general transcription factor IIH, polypeptide 2
Exons: 15
Coding region: 106-1284 (392 amino acids)
Biological process (GO): nucleotide-excision repair; regulation of transcription by RNA polymerase II; DNA-templated transcription
Cellular component (GO): transcription factor TFIIH holo complex; transcription factor TFIIH core complex
Molecular function (GO): zinc ion binding
Source: RefSeq, a predicted model, not a curated record